AUGCGCUUCGAACACGUCCUUCUCGCAGCCCUCACCUCUACCGCUGAGGCCCUGGCCCUAGGCAUAAACUGCCGCGGCAGCAGCAAUUGCGGCGCCCCCGAUGCCCCCGAACUAAUCGACCAGAUCGAUCCAAGCCGGUGGUACGACAACGGCGAACAAAUCGCCUGCCAGAAUGAGGCUCUUGAUGAAGGUGCUGUAUGCGCGUUCCUCCAAAAUUCCGGGGGCGCCCCGGCUUCGUCGAUCAUCACCCUCGCGCGGGAACUAGAAGAUCAUGGUUGUGGGGUCUGCGGCAGUAUACCACUGUUCUACCCAAAUGAUAACAAUGUUGAUGAUGGGGAAUUGACGAUCAAUUUCGUGUCGGGUUCGUGCUGCUCUGGGUCAACUUGCAUUUGCCCCUAG
This is a messenger RNA of Penicillium longicatenatum, 399 nucleotides long. RefSeq names its product killer toxin. The record is from RefSeq and is a predicted model, not a curated record. Bases 1 to 399 code for a protein of 132 amino acids. Gene Ontology annotation, cellular component: extracellular region. Lineage: Eukaryota; Fungi; Ascomycota; Eurotiomycetes; Eurotiales; Aspergillaceae. The transcript has a single exon.